AUGGCCAAGAGACUCAGCACAGAAGCCCGAAGGAGGAUCGAACCUCCCAUCAUUCCCAACGUUUCGACAAAUGAGCAAAUGAAGAACAUGUGGAAGGUCACCAACGGCUGGAAAGCCUCCCCUUCUGAAGGCAGAGUGUACUGCAUGAAGCUAUCCCAGGAAAAGGAUGCUCCGGUCUACACCUUGUCCUCGACAUCUCAGCCAUUCUACAACCUCAGGCUCGACCCUACAUCAGCAUCCGCAUACGUUACUCUCAGUCGGCACGACCCUAAUAAGGUCUACAAGGCCCCGAGCCCAACGGCAGGCUCUUCGGCCAGUAGCAUCCUCAGCGGCGUCGUCGGCAACAAGGACAACGGCAAAGGCACUGAGAGCAAGCACUGGCAAGAGGUCCUCACCACCACUCUCGAAGAAGAAUCCCGCAAGCAUCCUCCAAAUGACGGCCUGGUUGCCCUUCUCUAUCCGCAAGCAGCGGCCAAGAUGGCCCUGGACAGGCCAGACGACAUGACCGCCAUCGUCACCGCGGAAACGGAGUGCGCACGGCUCGUCUGGGACGACGACUCCAGCUCGCACUUCGUCGUCCACCCAGCGUUGGCCACGCCCUUCUGCGUCACCAUUGAGCGCUCACCCGCCUGGAGCCGGGUCGAGUACACCUUGGAGCAUCACGAGUCGCCUCAGCACCUCGCCAAGCUGACCCGUGACGGCACGGGCGCUGGGUUCCUCGAGGUUGAUACGGCCAUCGCCUCCAAGAUUGAGAGCUUCUUCAUCGUCGACGUCGCCAUCACGGCGCUGCUGCUGGUUGCGGCAAGCGACGAGAAGAACUCAAAGGUCGAGACUUUCGAGCCUCCUCCCGCACCGCGCGAGCCUGCUGGCGGCGAGCGCCGGCUUAGCAAGCGGGAGGAGAAGAAGCGUGCGGCCGCCGCGCGCAGGGGCAAGAUGGAGGAGUUUGAGAUCGACGUCGAGAGCCAGGACAGCAGCCUUGGCAGCUUCGCGAAGCUGGAACAAGUCGGAAAAGAGACGCGCGACAGGAUGCCGUGGCCGUUGAGGGCGCUGUUCAAAGUCUUGUCCGCUCUAUUCAAGUGCUUCGUGUGGUUCCUGACGAUUGGCUUCAAGGCGCUUGCUGCCAUCGUCAAGGGGUUGGCGAGGUGUGUUGGCGUGAAGUCGAAAUGA
Messenger RNA from Colletotrichum chrysophilum, 1167 nucleotides. RefSeq lists its product as uncharacterized. The coding region runs from base 1 to 1167 and encodes 388 amino acids. NCBI's taxonomy places the organism in Eukaryota, Fungi, Ascomycota, Sordariomycetes, Glomerellales, Glomerellaceae. The transcript has 2 exons. The record is from RefSeq and is a predicted model, not a curated record.